UCGGAGAGGUAGUUCAAUAACACAUAGCGAGGAAAGAGAUAGCCGUGUUAUCUUUUUCCUACAUCGUUGUGAACGAUGAAGAGUGCGUAAAGUACGGUCCUCCUCAGUUUCUCCUCAAGUUGGAUUUGGUUCGUUCAUCCUCCUCAACCAUAAACUUAUUGCAGGAUUAUUUUCUAGUUGGCUGCCAUAUGUUGAAAAUGACAGAGGAACGCGACAAGACACACAUGGAGCCCCCGUGCAGUCCGGCGGGCACCAACAGCUCCAUGUCUCAGGAUGACUCCGACUCUGAUGCUCCGUCCUCCCCGACUGGCUCCGACGGACACGGCUCCCUGCUGUCGAGCUUGGGCAAGAAAGUGGACGGCGAAGACGACGACAGGUUCCCUGCCUGCAUCAGAGAUGCGGUUUCCCAGGUUCUUAAGGGAUAUGACUGGUCGCUGGUUCCUAUGCCCGCUCGGGGAAACGGCUCGCUAAAAAACAAACCUCACGUGAAGAGACCGAUGAAUGCCUUCAUGGUGUGGGCGCAGGCGGCGCGCAGAAAGCUCGCGGAUCAGUACCCUCAUUUGCACAACGCCGAACUUAGCAAGACACUUGGCAAACUAUGGCGUUUGUUAUCAGAGAGCGAGAAAAGGCCUUUUGUUGAAGAAGCUGAACGGCUGCGGGUCCAGCACAAGAAAGACCACCCCGACUACAAGUACCAGCCACGCCGGCGGAAAAGCGUCAAGCCGGGCCAGAACGACUCGGAUUCGGGAGCCGAGCUGGGUCACCAAAUGUACAAGACGGAACCCGGAAUGGGUGGUUUGGCAGGGUUAACGGAUGGACACCAUCACCCAGACCACACAGGUCAACCACACGGUCCCCCCACACCCCCCACCACCCCCAAGACCGACCUGCACCACGGGGGCAAGGGCGACCUGAAGCACGAGGGCCGGCGUCUGCUGGACGGCAGCGGCGGGCGUCAGAACAUCGACUUCAGCAACGUGGACAUCUCCGAGCUGAGCACCGACGUCAUCUCCAACCUGGAGGCGUUCGACGUGCACGAGUUCGACCAGUACCUGCCCCUCAACGGUCACCUGGCCCCCGGCACCACCGCCGCCGCCGCGGCGGGCCCCGGCAUGCCCGGCCCUGACCACGGGCACGGGCCCAACGGCGCCGGCGCAGUAGGGGGUCCCUUCGGCUCGCCGUACGGCCACCCCGGCGCCGCCUCGGCCGGCUGGACCCGCAAGAGCGCCCUGGGCGGCCCGCCACCGUCCUCCUCCUCGAGCGCCCCCCCCUCGGCCGACGGCGCCGGACAUCGCGCCCCCCACAUCAAGACGGAGCAGCUGAGCCCCAGCCACUACAGCGAGCCCCCGCACGCCUCGCCCUCCCACCCUGACUACCCCCCCUACCCCCCUCAGCCCUGCGUCUCCUCCUCAGGCUCCUCCGCCGCCGCCGCCUCCUCCUCCUCCUCCUCCUUCAGCUCCCAGUGUGACUAUACAGACCUGCAGAGCUCCGGCUACUACAGCCCGUACGCGGGGUACCCCUCCAGCCUGUACCAGUACCCCUACUUCCACUCGUCACGCAGGGCCUACGGCAGCCCCAUCCUCAACAGCCUCUCGCUGCAGUCCUCCCACAGCCCCUCGGCCAACUGGGAGCAGCCCAUCUACACCACCCUGUCCAGGCCCUGAGAGGAGGGGUGCUGCUGGGGUCUCCUGAACUCUCUCACACGCCGCUGCCCCUACCACCACCACCACCACCACCACCACCACCCGCCGGCCCUCCCCCCAGCCAGGGGGGCCUGAAGCAGGGGCCGAGAAGUUGCCUGUACAUCCGUUUAUUGCACUAAGACAGAGCCCUGUGCCCGGGGGGAGAGGACAAGAGGAGGGAAGAUGUGUCAUCUCACGUUCGUGUACGAGAAAAAUGAGAGGGAGAGAGAGAGAGAGAGAGAGAGAGAGAGAGAGAGAGAGAGAGAGAGAGAGAGAGAGGGAGAGAGAGAGAGAGAGAGAGAGAGAGGGAGAGAGAGAGAGGAGUGGUGCGAGAGGGAGACUGAAGUGCCUGCUGAUUUUUAAAAGAAAAAAAAACACAAACUUUUAUGCAACUUUUUCAUUCUUUCCUGUAUUGUAUGGCCAUUUUGAAGGCAGAACUUGAUAUAUUGCUGCCUGAACAGCAAACGGAAAUCCUCCAUGAGGACCACCUGUCACCAACAACCCCCCCUUCCCCCGCGCUAUCAUUCCCCUACCACCAGCUCCCUCCCCCACAUACACACACACACACACACACACACACACAGAGAGACUCUGCUCUAACUCCCGUCUGUCUGCGGCUGUUGGUGAGCUUUUUUUUCAUGGCGGUGGUGUGUACUGACUUGUGUAGGAGAUAAUUGCAAAAACAGGCCAACUGAUUUGAUGAGACAGAUGGAGGAACUUAAUGCAGAAAUAUGUGCACUGGGACCAAUUAUAAAAUAUUCUUAAAAUACGAGGCAGCAAGGGCUCCAUUCUACAACGUGAAUUCGCAAAUAACCCUGACUUCAGUCAGAGGGACCAUGAACUUAACUUGUGUUUUUUAAAGUGAAGUUUUUUUUUAACUAUUCCAUAUGUAUUUAUGUUAAACGUGUUUCUGAUGCCGCUGUAUAGUUGUACAGAUGUUUUUGGAGCGAUUUGGUGGAUGUUUCAAAAUGCAAAAGGCUUUUUUUCUGUCUGAUAAAGGAUUGGUGUCCACAUCUUCAUUCCAGGUUAUUGAAAGCAAGCUAAUAUACUGGGACCAAUGGCAUACCAUGCGAUGAAACAGGUGUCUAAAUGCUAUGCCUACCGAAUCGCGAUUAGUCAUGAUGUGGGGUGAACGGAAACGCGGUAAGAUAACACACAGCUCCGUCUUGAGCGAGGCGUCAGCUGUUUUUCGCACAGCAGGAAGCGCAGGACUUUCUCGAGACAGACGUGGAAACCCCUCUUGACAUCGCCAGCUUGGCUAUAGAUUACCCCCGCGUCUAAUGUCGCCUCACUCGUUGCAUAUGAUAUGUUGGAUUGUUGAGUUUCAGAUCAACCUCAAACAAUUUCGGAAGGGACUUUCAUUUAAUUAAAACAUCACGUUUGGGAUAUCGGAAUAGAAGCACUGGGCGUAUAUAUUUUUUUCUUGAUGUGUCAUUUAUUGCCCAGGUUCAGAACCUCAUGGCACAUGACGGUGACCAGGGAGCCAAUUCUUUAUUUAAUUAUUAACAGCUUCUUGUAAAAUGCAUUAUGUCGAUAAACCUAAUAAUGCGACUUUAGGGAGACUCGCCACCGUAAUGCAUAAUUUGGUGCUAUCUGAAUCUCAUAGAAUGGAUUUUUUAAUUAUUAUUUUAAGGUGUUGUAAUUAUUUCCAGCUUUAUACUGCAUUUCACUCACCUUUAAACAGUGUUCAUAGCCAACUUUAUUUUUUCCCAAUGUACGUUGAAAGGACAGACCAUGUUUGUAUGGCUUUCCUUUUUCUUUUUCCCUGUUUACUAGAAUUUCCUCACAAGCACAGCUAACCUUACUUAUUGGUAAUUUCUGUGAAAAAAAUAAACGUAUCUUUUCUCUGAACAAUGAAUGUUUGUGUGUUGGAAAACUACAGUGUAAAAAUAAAUAUUUUUAUCAUC
Molecule: messenger RNA, 3589 nt
Organism: Sardina pilchardus (European sardine)
Lineage: Eukaryota; Metazoa; Chordata; Actinopteri; Clupeiformes; Clupeidae
Product: transcription factor Sox-8-like
Biological process (GO): morphogenesis of an epithelium; negative regulation of transcription by RNA polymerase II; neural crest cell development
Cellular component (GO): nucleus
Molecular function (GO): DNA-binding transcription factor activity, RNA polymerase II-specific; RNA polymerase II cis-regulatory region sequence-specific DNA binding
Source: RefSeq, a predicted model, not a curated record